AUGGAAAGAGUUUACUGUGGCAUGGUGGGGGAGUUGCCGGUGGGGAGGCCUCUAGAGCGGCCGCUGACUCAGCGGCGACCUCGAGUACUGCCUGCCGCAAGGCGAGGUCCCGUGCCGGUGUCGUUGUGGUCGUCCAUGGACCUCCUCACCGGCAACCACCCGACCCAGCCGCUGAGCCCUCAGGAGGACCGAGCUGCAGCGGCCCAACCAGCAGUAGUUGAUAUGGAGCUUUGCUCAGUUCCUUCACCUGCUUUACACGUUGAAGUUGGAGGGAGUGGAACCUCCACACCUAAUCGGACUCCAACGUCCCGAAAGCGAAAUGCAUCGGACCACAAUGACAUGGGGGCUAAACGGCGUCUAAUUACUUCCUCGUCAUCUUCGUCGCGUCCUCUAAGGGAUAUUGAAAUAUCCAACGCCCUUAAUUAUGGCAGCGACGAGGACUCCGAAGAAGAUGGCGAAGAAGAAAUUGGACUCCAAUCCACCAUAGUCCCCAGGGUGGUGCCCAUGCAGGAAAAUGCAGAUUUCACUUUCGGUGUAAAGAAUGCAAACAAAGGCAUCAUACUCUGCGAUAAUGAUAAGGUCAUCACUGGCAACACGGACGUCGUCGGGAGGUCGCAAGAAAUGGACGUGUCGCUAGAUAUUUUAAAAAUACGAGUUAAAAUUGCUUACCAAUUUUAA
Parnassius apollo (apollo) is the source of this 678-nucleotide messenger RNA. NCBI's taxonomy places the organism in Eukaryota, Metazoa, Arthropoda, Insecta, Lepidoptera, Papilionidae. The record is from the annotation of a GenBank genome assembly.